CCCCCCCCCAAUAAUAAAAAAAAAACUAGCCUCCCCCAGAUGGCGACCGAGGUGGACACCAUGGAGGUGCCGCAGAACAACAACGGCCCCUGGGAGGGUCCCGACCCUGCGGCCACCGCCAAGCUCUUCGAGUGCUCCCGCAUCAAAGCCUUGGCUGACGAGCGGGACGCGGUGCAGAAGAAGACCUUCACCAAGUGGGUCAACGCACACCUCGCUCGCGCCUCGUGCCGCGUUGGGGACCUCUACGCCGACCUCCGCGACGGCUACGUCCUCACCCGCCUCCUUGAGGUGCUCUCUGGGGAGCAGCUGCCCAAGCCGACGCGGGGCCGGAUGCGGAUCCACUCGCUGGAGAACGUGGACAAGGCGCUGCAGUUCCUCAAGGAGCAGCGCGUGCACCUGGAGAACGUGGGCUCGCAUGACAUCGUGGAUGGCAACCACCGCCUGACCCUCGGCCUCAUCUGGACCAUCAUCCUCCGCUUCCAGAUCCAGGUGAUCAAGAUCAAGACUGAGGACAACCGUGAGACGCGCUCGGCCAAGGACGCACUGCUGCUCUGGUGCCAAAUGAAGACAGCAGGGUACCCCGAGGUGAACAUCCAGAACUUCACCACCAGCUGGAGGGACGGGCUGGCCUUCAACGCGCUCAUCCACAAGCACAGACCGGAUCUCAUCGACUUCCACAAGCUGACCAAGUCCAACGCUACCUACAACCUGCAGCAAGCCUUCAACACGGCCGAGCAGCAGCUGGGGCUCAGCAAGCUGCUGGACCCCGAGGAUGUCAACAUGGAGGACCCCGAUGAGAAGUCCAUCAUCACCUACGUGGUCUCCUUCUACCACUACUUCUCCAAGAUGAAGGCACUGGCCGUGGAGGGGAAGCGCAUCGGGAAGGUGCUGGAUCAGGCCAUGGAGAUCGAGGCCAUCAUUGAGCGGUACGAGGCGCUGGCGGCCGAGCUGCUGGCCUGGGUGCAGCACACCGUCACCAUCAUCAGCAACCAGAAGUUCGCCAACUCCCUCACCGGGGUGCAGCAGCAGCUCCAGGCCUUCACCGCCUUCUGCACCCUGGAGAAACCCGUCAAGUUCCAGGAGAAGGGGAACCUGGAGGUGCUGCUCUUCACCAUCCAGAGCAAGCUGCGGGCCACCAACCGCAAGCUCUAUGUCCCCAGCGAGGGCAAGAGCAUCUCUGACAUCAACAAGGCUUGGAGCUGCCUGGAGAAGGCAGAACACGAGCGGGAGGUGUCGCUGCGCAACGAGCUGAUCCGGCAGGAGAAGCUGGAGCUGCUGGCCCAACGCUUCGACCACAAGGCGGCCAUGCGGGAGACGUGGCUGAAUGAGAACCAGCGGCUGGUGUCGCAGGACAACUUCGGCUACGACCUGCCGGCGGUGGAGGCGGCCAUGAAGAAGCAUGAAGCCAUCGAGGCUGACAUCUCCUCCUACCAGGAGCGCAUCCAGGUGGUGGUGGAGCUGGCCCUGGAGAUGGAGUCUGAGGGCUACUAUGACACCAAGCGCAUCAGCGCGCAGAAGGACAACAUCCUGCGGCAGUGGGGGCUGCUGACAGAGCUGGUCCGCGCCCGCCGUGCCCGCCUCGAGCAGAACUUGGCCCUGCAGAAGAUCUUCCAGGAGAUGGUCUACAUGAUUGACUGGAUGGAGGAGAUGCAGGUGCUGCUGGUCUCUAAGGACUUGGGGAAGCACCUGCUGGAGGUGGAGGACCUGCUGCAGAAGCAUGGGCUGCUGGAGGCCGACAUCUCUGCCCAGACCGAGCGGGUGCAGGCGCUCAAUGCCGCUGCACUCAAGUUCUCAGAGCUGGAGGGCUACCAGCCCUGCGACCCUCAGAUCAUCUGCAACCGGGUGAACCACGUCCAGACGUGCCUGGAGGAGCUGGGGGAGAUGGCAGCCAAGAGGCGCAAGGAGCUGGAGGACUCGUGCCAGCUCUGGGCCUUCUUCCAGGAGAUGGAAGAGGCCGAGGCUUGGAUCCGGGAGAAGGAGCAGAUCCUGGCUGCCAAGACGUGUGGCCGGGACCUGAGCAGCGUGCUGACGCUGACCACCAAGCACAAGAGCAUGCUGGGCGAGCUGGGCAGCCGGCGGGCACUGCUGCACCAGACCAUGAAGCGGGGUGAGCAGAUCCUGGCCAAGAAGAGGUUCAGCCCCAGCGGGAUCCAGGAGAAGAUCCGAGAAGUCCGCCUGCGCUGGAAGAAGCUGGAGGAGGUGAUGGGGCUGCACCAGCAGCGACUGCAGGAGGCCCUCAACUUCUUCCAGUUCAGUGCUGAGACAGACGACCUGGUGGCCUGGCUGCAGGACACCUACCGAAUCGUCUCUAGCGAUGACUUUGGCCACGACGACUACUCCACCCAAGCACUGCUGCGGAAGCACCGGGCAGUGGUGGAGGAGGUGGAGAAGCACCAGGCGGCCGUGGUGGCCCUCCGUAAGCAGCUGGCACUGCUGGCACCUGAGCACCGCCAAGGGGUGGAUGUGCAGAUCCGCGUGGUGGAGGUGGAGCAGCUCUAUGGGGAGGUGGCUGAGGUGGCCGUGCUGCGGCAGCAGUGGCUGCAGGACGCCCUGGCCGUCUACCGCAUGUUCAGCGAGGUGCACGCCUGCGAGGUCUGGGUGGAUGAGAAGGAGCAGUGGUUGGAGAGGAUGGAGGUGCCAGAGGAGCUGGAUGAGGUCGAGGUGGUGCAGCACAGGUUUGAGAGCCUGGACCAGGAGAUGAACAGCGUGAUGGGCCGCAUCCUGGACGUCAACCAGGUGGUGCAGCAGCUGGUGGAAGGAGGCCACCCCAGCUCAGAGGAGGUCCGCGCCUGCCAGGACCACCUCAACAGCAGGUGGAACCGGGUGGUGGAGCUGGUGGAGCACAAGAAGGGGCAGCUCAGCUCGGUGCUGAAGAUCCAGAACUACCUGCUGGAGUGCGCCGAGAUGAAGGCGCAGGUGCGGGAGAAACGCAAAGCCAUCGAGGCCACGCAGUCUGGCGGCGGUGACCUGGGCGGCGUGCUGGCUUUGCAGCGGCGCCUCUCCACCAUGGAGGCCGCGCUGGUGGUGCUGGAGCCCAGGCUGGUGGAGCUGCAGCGUGAGGGCGAAGCCUUGGCCGCAGCCCACCCGGGGCAGGCCAUGGAGGUCCUGCUGCCCUUCGAGGAGAUCAGCGAGGAGUGGGAGGCCCUGAAGCGGGCGCUGCAGGGCUGCGAGGACUCGCUCAGCGUCGCCGGGCGCUUGCAGCAGUUCAUCCAAGACCUGGACAACUUCUUGGGGUGGUUGGUGAAGACCCAAGCAGCGGUGGCCAACGAGGAGGUGCCGGGCAGCUUGGCCGAGGCAGAGAGGCUGCUGAACCAACACGCGGCCCUCAAGGAGGAGAUCAAUGGCUACGAGGAGGACUACACCAAGAUCCAGGCGGCCAGUGACCUCCUGGCGCUGGAGGAGGCCGAGGUCCCCUACCUCUCGCUCCAGCAGUGGCUGCAGAAGCUGGAUGCGGGCUGGGGGAAGCUGCUGCAGAGCUGGGAGGCUCGCCGGGAGGUGCUGGUGCAGGCGCACGUCUUCCACCUUUUCCUCCGUGACGUCAAGCAGUGCGAGGCCAGCCUGUACAACCAGGAGUCCACGCUGGCCCACGCUGAGCUCCCCGACACGGUGGAGGCUGUGGCCAACGCCAUCAAGAAGCACCGGGACUUCACCACCUCCAUGGAGCUUGGCCUCCACAAGGUCCAGCUGGCCCUCCAGGCUGGCGAGAGCCUCCAGCGCCAGGGCAACCUCUACAGCGCCCGCGUGGCGGAGGCCAUGGACUCCCUCCGCACCAAGAGCCAUCGCAACGCCGAACUGGCGCAGGAGUGGAUGCAGCGCCUGCAGGACCACCUGGAGCUGCAGCAGUUCCUGCAGGACUGCCAUGAGCUGGACAGUUGGGUCGGGGAGAAGGUGGCGAUGGCGCAGGAUCCGGCCCCGGAGCAGCGACCCCAUAAGCGUUGGCUCCAGCACCAGGCGUUCAUGGCCGAGCUGGCGCAGAACCGGGAGUGGCUGCAGCGCAUCGAGGAGGUAAAAAAUGGGGGGGGGGGGGGG
This is a messenger RNA of Oxyura jamaicensis (ruddy duck), 4029 nucleotides long. It is a transcript of the gene SPTBN4, whose product is annotated as spectrin beta, non-erythrocytic 4. Gene Ontology annotation, biological process: actin cytoskeleton organization. NCBI's taxonomy places the organism in Eukaryota, Metazoa, Chordata, Aves, Anseriformes, Anatidae. Gene Ontology annotation, cellular component: cortical actin cytoskeleton; cell projection; cell junction. The record is from RefSeq and is a predicted model, not a curated record. The transcript is spliced from 18 exons. Gene Ontology annotation, molecular function: actin filament binding. The annotation marks the transcript as partial.